AUGUAUGAUACUCAGACAGUUAACACAAUUCAUGGAUGUGUGUUACUCAGACCGUUAACACAAUUCAUGGAUGUGUGUUACUCAGACCGUUAUCGCAAUUCAUGGAUGUAUAAUGCUGAGAGCGUUAAUUACAAUUCAUGGAUGUAUGAUUCUCAGACCGUUAACACAAUUCAUGGAUGUAUGAUUCUCAGACCGUUAACACAAUUCAUGGAUGUAUGUUACUCAGACCGUUAUCGUAAUUCAUGGAUGUAUAAUGCUGAGAGCGUUAAUCACAAUUCAUGGAUGUAUGAUACUCAGACCGUUAACACAAUUCAUGGAUGUGUGUUACUCAGACCGUUAUCGCAAUUCAUGGAUGUAUAA
Messenger RNA from Brugia pahangi, 360 nucleotides. NCBI's taxonomy places the organism in Eukaryota, Metazoa, Nematoda, Chromadorea, Rhabditida, Onchocercidae. The record is from the annotation of a GenBank genome assembly.